Messenger RNA from Galleria mellonella (greater wax moth), 2404 nucleotides. RefSeq lists its product as uncharacterized. Bases 50 to 2389 code for a protein of 779 amino acids. Gene Ontology annotation, molecular function: olfactory receptor activity; odorant binding. Gene Ontology annotation, cellular component: plasma membrane. The record is from RefSeq and is a predicted model, not a curated record. The transcript is spliced from 16 exons. Gene Ontology annotation, biological process: detection of chemical stimulus involved in sensory perception of smell; sensory perception of smell. Lineage: Eukaryota; Metazoa; Arthropoda; Insecta; Lepidoptera; Pyralidae.
UAACAUUGUACCUGUACAUUGAACAUUAAAUAUUGCUCAGAGAGAAAACAUGCAAAUAAUGGUAAAAAAUGUCAAUUUAUCGCUUAGUUUAUCAUUAACCGCACUGAGGCUGGUAGGCUUUUGGCCACCGGAUAAUUUGCAAGGGACCAGAAAACUGAUUUACGAUUGUUAUGCGGUUUUGUCUUUUAUGUUCUUACAAGGAGUCUAUCUCCUCGCUCAAAUAGCAGAUUUGAUUGUAAUAUGGGGAGAUCUCCCGCUGAUGACUGCAACAUCGUUCAUUCUGUUCACGAACUUGGCGCAAGCUGUGAAGUUCAUAAAUUUAGCGGUGAAGAAUAAAAUGAUAAGGAGAAUAGUCAAUGAUUGUGAUCAGGUGUUGGGAAAUGUCCAGACUGAGGAGGCCAAAAGGAUUGUUAGAAGAUGUGACAAAGAUACGACAGUCCAGCUGGUGGCGUUCUUCAGUCUGACACUGUUCACAAUCACAGGCUUUGCCACCAGUGCUGAGCGCGGCCAUUUACCACUGCGGGCUUGGUACCCAUACGACACGAGCAAGUCACCAACAUAUGAGUUGACUUUCGUACACCAGGUGUACGCUUUGUUCGUGUCAGCGUUUCUAAACGUGGCGAAGGAUACGAUGGUGACCACCUUGAUCGCUCAGUGCCACUGUCAGCUGAAACUGAUCGGUUUGUCUUUGAGAACACUGGGCAAAGAUUUGGAGGUUGAUAAAUCGCACCUCCUAAGUCCGAAACAAGGGGAACUGAUACGAAGCCGUCUUCAUAAAUGUGCGAUGCAGCAUCAGAGAGCGCUGGACGUGGCACAGCAGCUCCAACUUUGCUUCUCUGAGCCGACUUUCGCCCAGUUCAAUGUGUCACGCAUCAUCAUUUGUGUUUCCGCGUUUCAACUAGUCUCGGCAACCAAUAAUAUGGUACGGCUCGUCUCAAUGGGAACGUAUUUGGUAAACAUGUGCUUUCAAGUAUUUCUCUACUGUUACAAUGGAAACCAACUAUCUGAGGAGAGUUCAGAUAUCUCUGUGGCGGCAUACUUCAGUCCUUGGCACACGAUGUCGCCAUCAAUCAGACGUGAGCUGAUCAUCAUCAUGGUGCGCUCUAAGCGCAUCGCUCGCAUCACCGCCGGAGGGUUUACCACGCUUUCCCUUGCUUCAUUUAUGGCUAUCAUAAAGGCGUCUUAUUCCUUAUUCACAUUAUUGAAGCAAGUAAAUGACGGCGAUUACAAGAGCAUGGAAAUCAUUGUGCAAAACACCAAUUUGCCACUCAGCAUGGCUCUGUCUAUUAUGAAAUUGUUGGGGUACUGGGCUCCGCGCCACUUCCGAGGCACAAAAAAGUUCAUUAUAAAUUUUUAUAUAUUUUUCUCGUUUAAUUUUUUGGUUGGAAUUUAUGUCAUCACUCAAACCAUAGAACUGUUCCAAGUAUGGGGAGACAUAUCCCUGAUGACCAGUGCUGCUUUUCUGCUUUUCACCAACAUAGUUUUAGGGUUGAAGCUUCUUAACGUAUUAAUAAGGCGUGAGACGGUCGAGGCAAUGAUCGACGAAUCUGACGCAGUUUUAAGAGCUGAAGACAGGGAUGAAGGGAAAUACAUUCUUAACAGUAUUAACCGGGAGACGACAAUGUUGCUGUUCUCCUUUGUGUUCUUGUCUGCUGUGACGGUAAUAGGAUGGGGCAUAAGUGCUGAGAAACGUCAGUUACCCUUGCAGGCCUGGUAUCCGUAUGAUAAGUACAAAUCACCGGCUUUCGAGUUAACAUACGCUUACCAGGUAGUUGCUGUGAACCUGUCAGCCGCUGUGAAUGUGAGUAUGGAUACGUUGGUGACCUCUUGUAUAGCCCAGUGCCGCUGCAGGUUGAAGAUUCUAGGGCUAUCCUUGAAGACGUUGUGCCAGAACGCAAUCCAUACUGGACAGUGGGUACUAACACCGGACCAAGAGAAGAUAGUUGCUAGCCGUCUCCGUCGUUGCAUCACUGAGCACCAAGCUAUACUCUCUACAGUGGUGAAGAUACAAGAAACAUUUUCGGAACCACUGUUCGCUCAGUUCACAGUAUCUAUCUUCAUCAUAUGCGUCACCGCUUACCAAUUAGUAUUUGAGACCAAAAGUACUUUGCGCCUUAUUGCAAUGUUGGCGUACCUUUUGGUGAUGAUGCUCCAAGUUUUCUUGUUCUGUUAUCAAGGAAAUGAACUUUCUGAAGAGAGUACUAACGUGGCGAAUGCAGUCUAUACUUGCCCGUGGUAUGCAUGCUCAGCGAAACUGAGACGUCUUCUGCUCCUACCCAUGACGCGUUCAGUCCGAGUGGCUCGGAUCACUGCAGGAGGCAUCACUACACUGUCACUCGCGGCGUUCAUGGCUGUGAGUCUUCAAUCAGUAACAGCAAUGGACAGUUAACGGCUAAUAUGAUGA